This is a messenger RNA of Bubalus bubalis (water buffalo), 2572 nucleotides long. RefSeq names its product leucine rich repeat containing 10B (gene LRRC10B). The coding region runs from base 580 to 1458 and encodes 292 amino acids. Lineage: Eukaryota; Metazoa; Chordata; Mammalia; Artiodactyla; Bovidae. The record is from RefSeq and is a predicted model, not a curated record. The transcript has a single exon. Gene Ontology annotation, molecular function: protein binding.
CAGUCCUUGUUUCCUUCUCGGACUUGCAGCUCUGGGCGCCUACAAACCGCACACCAAGCGGCUCGCUGUGGCUGGAAGCGUAGACAGCGUCAGUCGUCGGGUUUGUGUUGGCACGGAGCCAGGCUUGCCGGGCGCGGUUCUUGGGUUCCCUGGGUUAGUGCUGUCUCCGGCGCCCGACGGGUGGGUAAGCGGGCCGCGGGCCGGGGCUCCAGGACCCAACUCAGCUGCACCUUGGCCCCGCCCCGCCCUCCUUCCGCGUCAUUGGCAGCAGCACGCGCGUCGGGGGUUGCCAGGGCGACGGGUCUCCAAGCUAAGAAUCCGCGCUAACCCAAACCAGUCGGCCUCCAGCAGAGGGAGCGGCGGAGGCCGGAGGUGGGGCGGCCGAACGCGGCACGCCGCGGCGGGGCCCCAGGGGGGCGCCUCCUCCCCGCCCGGCACGGCCUCCCUCCCGGAGCAGGGACAGGCCGGGGCGGGGGGCCCCGGAGCCAGCGCGGCCUCGGCCCCGUCUAGGAGGCCCAGGGGCCGCCAGGGCGGGGCGAUGCCGGGCGGCGGCGGCGGCCCCGCCCGGGGCUGGUGACCAUGGGCAUCGCCGAGUCUACGCCGGACGAGCUGCCGUCGGACGCUGAGGAGCAACUGCGCAACGGCGAGCAGCAGUUGGAGCUGAGCGGGAGGCGGCUGCGGCGGCUGCCCAGGGCCGUGUGCGCGCUGAGCCGCCUACAGAAGCUGUACGUGAGCGGCACGGGGCUGCGCGAGCUGCCGGAGGAGAUCGAGGAGCUGCGCGAGCUGCGCAUCCUGGCGCUCGACUUCAACAAACUCGAGCGCCUGCCCGACGGCCUGUGUCGCCUUCCGCGCCUCACGCGCCUCUACCUGGGCAGCAACCGGCUGCUGGCGCUGCCCGCCGACUUCGCGCAGCUGCAGAGCUUGCGCUGCCUCUGGAUCGAGGGCAACUUCCUGCGGCGCUUCCCGCGGCCGUUGUUGCGCCUGGUGGCGCUGCAGUCGCUGCAGAUGGGCGACAACCGGUUGCGCGCGCUGCCCGCGGAGCUGCCGCGCAUGACGGGCCUGCGCGGCCUCUGGCUCUACGGCAACCGCUUCGAGGAAUUCCCGCCCGCGUUGCUGCGCAUGGGCCGCCUGCACAUCCUCGACCUAGACCGCAACCGCCUGGGCGGCUUCCCCGACCUGCACCCGCUGCGCGCCCUGCGCGUCUUCUCCUACGACCAUAACCCGGUCACUGGCCCCCCCCGCGUGGCCGACACAGUCUUCCUUGUGGGCGAGGGCGCCGUCGAGCGCAUGGCCGAGCGCGAUGAGCCCACGCCCCGGCCGCCGCCCAGGCGCCCAGCGCGGGCCUUUGAGGAUGAAGAGGAAGAAGACCUGCUCAUAGGGGGCGGUAGCUCCCGGGCUCUGGGGGCCCCCGGCGACAGCCUCCGUGCCCUGGAAGCAGCUCCAGGAUUGGGCACCUGAGCCUGUGAUCUGAACGAUGGGCUUUGGCCAGUCUGGGAGGAGGGGCUCCGGGAAGGUUCGUGGGAACGGUGGGUCCCUACUUGGGGGCAGAGGAGGGGUCAGUUUGGGCACACUGCCAGGGACAGGCAGGCCUGGGAGCCAUCUUCAGACAUUCCAGGGUGAUGAGAAGACUGCCUCCCGGCUGGUCCCUGGGCAGUCGUCAGGCCAAGAAGUCCCAGCUCUCUCCACCUAUAGCUCCUCUGGCCCCUGAUAGAGUCACUGACAACACAAUAAAAGCACCAGCUUCUUCCUGGAACCAGGGUCACCACUGACCACGGAAUCAUCUCCUCGGCUGAGUCUGGAUGCCCAAGGCCCCCACCUCCGACCGGAGUUUGGAUCUUUUAGGUCCACCCUUUCUGGCGCAGGAGCCACUACCUCUGGGGUGGACCACAUGCCUGCAUGAGGCAGAAGUGCGAACAGAAGAAGGCCUGGCCCAGGGGCAGGGGGCUUGGAGCUGGAGCCUGUGCCCUGGACAGACAGGUGUAGGAGCCGGGGAUUGGGGACCAAACACCACAGCUGCCCUUGCCCCUCCACCGGGGCUCAUGGUACAUACCUCCCUCUCCAGGCCUCCUAAAUUUUGUGUGGGGAAGGGGUGGGGAUAGGGGGUCAGCCAGAAGGCAAGGUCUCUGCCCCUGCCUUUUCUUCUGUUCUCUUCUCCCAGCUUGUGUGCGGAAUCUUGCUGCAAAGAGAACAGGCCCUCCCUUCCCCACGGCCUGAGCCUUCCAGCUGUCAGGUUUGAAAAGAAGCCACUGUGCCUCCAGGGCCUCCUGCACCAAGAGAGAGGCUCUCUGCUCUGGGCGGCUGCUCCUGUGUAGCCACCGCCUGGACUCUCCAUUCCCUUAAAUGGGCAGCGUCAGGGUGGUUGGCACGGUGUGGGGCAGGGGACGAGCCCUGUGUGCCUCCUCUCCGUCACCAGGACAGCCUCCAGGGGGUGAGGAAUGAGGCUUUGCUCUGCAGUUCCCAGGGUCAGAUCUUUCCCAUCCAAGCAAUAAUGGGAGGAAGGCCCAGGGCCAGGGCCACUCAGGGACACUGUCUGGGGCGGAGGCCCCACAUGGUGGUGUUUUCUUUAGGAAGA